Molecule: messenger RNA, 908 nt
Organism: Lotus japonicus
Lineage: Eukaryota; Viridiplantae; Streptophyta; Magnoliopsida; Fabales; Fabaceae
Product: RING-H2 finger protein ATL57
Exons: 1
Coding region: 86-655 (189 amino acids)
Source: RefSeq, a predicted model, not a curated record
CUCUCUCACCUCAGAGUAACUAAUUUCUUCUUGAUAUAAACCUUUCCAACUCCCCCUCAGAAUAAUAGAAACCACCCCUCUCUUCAUGUUUUCUCCACAUCGGAGACUGUUCAGUUUCUGGAACAACAACAUGAGAUUCCAGAACCGCAAAAUGUUCCUAUCCAACGAGGACAUUCCCGUCCCCCCUCUCCACCGCACCACCCCUUCCCCACCACCAGCUGCCCGGAAGCACCUCCGUCCUCUCCUCUCCUCCGACGUGGCCUACACCUUCCUCAUCGUCUUCUCAGCUCUCUUCUUCAUCACUGUCCUCCUCCUGGCCGCGCGCGAGUUCUUCCUUCGCUACCUCCGCCGGAGCCAGCACCCGCCGUGCCGGAGGGAUGACGACCUCGCCGACAAGGCGCUGCAGGUGUGCUCCUACGGCAGCAUGGACGACACAAGGGCUGCGCAGGACUGCGCCGUCUGUCUGGAGGAGUUCCAGGAAGGGGACACCGUGAAAGUGACGCCACAGUGCGGGCACGUGUUUCACCCUAGGUGCAUUGACACGUGGCUCAUUAAUCACGUGACCUGCCCUGUUUGCCGGUGCGCUAGGAUUUACAAUGGGAUCCCCGAUGAUCGCGCGGCCGAGGAUGGCGGAGCCGGUAGACAAGCGGGGUAGCAGACUGAAAGCUAAAAACUGAAACUUGAUUGCGACAAUGAGUGAAAGUAAGAAUAAAGAAGCAGAUGUGGAUUAACGUUGGUUGGGGAUAAUUAAGAAGAGUGUGUAGCGUUAAGAGAACAUUUAAGUAUAAUUAUUCACAUUGUUUAACCUUAAGCCUCUCCAACAAUGAUCCACAACUGUUCCCAAAUAGUAUAUGUUAAUAAAAUUAAUUAAUUGAGUAAUCUUUUUAUUUUGUUCAUUGCUGAUUAUU